Messenger RNA from Eucalyptus grandis, 2863 nucleotides. Its product is annotated as protein terminal ear1 homolog. Gene Ontology annotation, molecular function: RNA binding. Lineage: Eukaryota; Viridiplantae; Streptophyta; Magnoliopsida; Myrtales; Myrtaceae. The record is from RefSeq and is a predicted model, not a curated record.
CAGCUUUCUCCUUCUCGUUGCUGCUUCUGCUCACUUACCACUAAACUGUACCGCGACCUUGAGGAGGCGACACUGCUUAGGUUAAAGAGCAAGAAUCGGCACAGAUAGAGAGAGAGAGAGAAAGAGAGAGAGAGAGGGGCGGAGCCACCGUCGCCGUCGCCGUCUCCGUCGUCGUUAUUGCCGGAGCUCGAGGCAUGGAAUUACACGGAGCGUCGGUCAUGUGAAAAGGCCCCCCGGUCAAAGAGAGACCACCGCACGGUCCAUGAGCCCGGUCAAACUCCGACCCACCACCGCAACCGCCGACCGUCUUCGCUAGAAGUGCCGCCGCUCCAUGAUGGCUGAGACCGGCGUCGUCCGGUUCCAUGGCAACCUGGACCCGGCGGCCCAGGAGUUCCGUCCGGCCAGAAACCCUAACCCUCCCUUCUUCGCGGCGCCGGCGCAGCAGCAACCGCCUCCGCCUCCGCCGCCGCCGGCGCAGCAGCUCUACUACCCGCCGCCGUACGAGGUCCAGGUCGUGCCCUUCCAGUACCACCACCCCCACCACCACCCCGCCUCAUGCCGCCGCCUCCGUGGCCCCGCCGAUGCCGCCGCCCUCCCCGACGGCGACGCGGGCGCUGGCGCUGUGCCCGGUGCCGGGGACGCGAGCGAGUCGUGGGUGCGGCGGGAAUUGGAGGUGUUCGGGGACGUGCGGGCGGUGCAGAUGGAGCGGGCCCGCCGCGACGGGGUCGUGACCGUCCACUUCUACGACCUGCGGCACGCGAAGCGCGCGCUGCGGGCCAUCCGGGAGCAGCAUAUGCAGCGCCAGUGCCGCCUCCGGGACCACUACUACGGCGCGCUCCCCUCCCUCCCCCCCGCCGCCGCCGCCGAGGACGCCUGCGGCGCGGCGGGGAGCGGCCUCGUGGCGGGGCCCGGGGUGUGGGCCCAGUUCGUGAUCCCGGCCGUCCACGCCAUCCCGGAUGGGCAGAACCAGGGCACCCUCGUGGUCUUCAAUUUGGACCCGGACGUGUCGACGGCCAGCUUGAGGGAGGCCUUCGAGCCAUUCGGUCCGGUGAAGGAGCUGCGGGAGACCCCGUUCAAGAAGCACCAGCGGUUCGUGGAAUUCUACGACGUCCGGGACGCCGCCAAGGCGCUGGCCCAGAUGAACGGCAAGGAGAUCCAUGGCAAGAACGUCGUCAUCGAGUUCAGCCGCCCCGGUGGCUACAACCGCAAGUUCCUGCUCGACGCCACCGGCCCGCCGACCCCGACGACCCCGACCGCUUUCGUGCACAAUUCGUCGUUCCUCUAUACCUCCCCGGCGGUCGCCUACCGUGCCAAGAUUCCCAAGGAUUCGCCGCCGCCCCCGCCCCCUCCUCCGCCUCUGACGUCGCCGCCGCCUGGUCGCCGCUCCCCCGGGCUGCGAAUCUUGCAGCCCAACAAGCCUGCCAAGAAACCGCUGAUGGGUCCCGGCGAAGCGAGCCCUACCGCGGAGAAAAGCUCGGAGGUCGAGGCAUCGAUGGGCCGCUUGAGUUUGAGCGGCGGCGGCGAUGCUCAUGGAAGCGAGAGAGGAGAAGGAGAGUAUUGUAACACAGGGAGCGUCGUCAGCGCCAGGAACAGUGGUGCCAAGAAGAAGCACGGCAAUAGCAUUAAGCAGCAAUCGCAGCCGUGUCGGAGCAGCGGCAGCAGCAGCAGUAGCGGGAGGUCAUGGAAGAGCAACAAGCAAGGCAGGCACAAGCUCGAUUCCCGGUUCGUCAUCAGCGAGGAGGACGGCGCGGUGGCGCAGGCGAGUUCCGGCGACUCCAGGACCACCGUCAUGAUCAAGAACAUACCCAACAAGUACAGUCAGAAGCUGCUCUUGAACAUGCUGGACAACCACUGUAUCCACUGCAACGAGCAGAUUGGAGAAGACCACUGCGAGGACGACGAAGACCGCCAGCCGCUGUCCGCAUACGAUUUCGUCUAUCUCCCCAUUGAUUUCAACAACAAGUGCAAUGUGGGGUACGGGUUCGUGAACAUGACGACGCCGCAGGCGGCGAGGCGGCUUUACAAGGCCUUCCAUCUCCGCCACUGGGAGGUCUUCAACUCCAGGAAAAUCUGCGAAGUCACCUAUGCAAGAAUCCAGGGUUUGGAGGCGCUGAAGGAGCACUUCAAGAACUCCAAGUUCCCGAGCGAGGCGGAGAACUACCUGCCGGUGGUGUUCUCGCCGCCGCGGGACGGGAGGCGGCUGACGGAGCCGCUCCCCGUGGCGGGCCAUUACCACCCCCACCACCACCCCCAGCAGCGGCACCGGCGGCACGAGGGGGACGAGGAGGAGGACGACGAGGAGGGGACGGACGGGGAGACGAAAGGAGGGCGGGGACCGAUGGCAAUGACGUCUGCUGCAGCGAGGAAGGAGGGGAGGCGGAGGGGUCGGGCGGCGGCGGCGGCGGGCGCAGAGGGAACAGCAGUCGAAGCUCAAACGACGGCGGCGAUAGCGGUGAUGAUGAUGGUGACAAAGAGAAGAAUUGAAUGCCGUGUCGCGUCCUUUCCCUUUGGUUCGGUAUUCGCGCAGAAGAGAGAGAGAGAGAGAGAGGAGGGAGGAAUGCGAAGCGUCACCGGCGCAGGGCGUGGGUGCACCGCCCAAUGGGCGGCCGUCGAGCUCUGCGCCAAUAGCCCUUCCUCGCACAGCUCGUCUUUCACUCUCUUCUGUUCUCUCUUUCUUCUUCUCUCUCUCUUUCUUCUUCUCUCUCUCUGGUUCUCCUGGUUUUUUAGUAUGUGCAUGGCUUUUUUGGUGUUUCUCUUUUUUGGUUUUCUCUGUCUAAUAUAUGGUGACGUUCUUCUUUAUUUCGUCAUCUCUUCCUUUUUUUUUCUUUUUUUUGUAGUGCUUUUUUGGGAGUAAUUUUGACAU